This is a messenger RNA of Motacilla alba alba, 4099 nucleotides long. It is a transcript of the gene GPR88, whose product is annotated as G protein-coupled receptor 88. The record is from RefSeq and is a predicted model, not a curated record. Gene Ontology annotation, biological process: G protein-coupled receptor signaling pathway. Lineage: Eukaryota; Metazoa; Chordata; Aves; Passeriformes; Motacillidae. Gene Ontology annotation, molecular function: G protein-coupled receptor activity. Bases 3029 to 4099 code for a protein of 356 amino acids. The transcript has a single exon. Gene Ontology annotation, cellular component: membrane.
UAGGAUAACAUUGCAAAAGGCCAUUAGCAAGAUAGAUACCUCUUUUAACAAUCUCUCUAAACCUUCUUGUUUAUGUUUGUCUGUUGUAUAAUGCCAGGUAUUUAAUCAUUAUGAUGAUGGCAUUAUAUUUCAAAAUACAGCGAUUUCAAAGCCGUGUCUGAACUGAGGAAUCCUUUCUGGGUGAGGCCCCUUGUUACAGGUGUAAUAUACCUUGACUUUUUUGCAUAUGCAGCAGGUCUCUUAGUCCCACCAACAGCAGGUUCUUUGUGCAUAAGAAUCUAAACAAUUUAGCUUUCUUUAGCUUUUUGCCCUUCCUUCAAUUUAAAACUAAUCAGAAAUGGUUCUAACAUUUGUUUAACCCUGUUGCUGAUUUUGAGCUAAUUUAUUGCAUUACAUGAUUAUUUAUCUAUUAUUUAUUAGCCUGUCAGCCUCUCUUGCAAUAGACGGGGACAGUGUGUAACUGUUACACAGCCACUCUAAAGGAAUGGGAAAGCUGGGAAUAGAGAGGAUGCUUUCCAAGUUGCCUAAAUUCUGGUGAUAGUCUGACCUAAAAAAUCUAAAGGCUUCUGCCACUGCAUUUGGAUGAAUAAUGGAUGGUGAUUUGGAUGUGCAAAGUAAACAAUAUUCAGGAAGAACAGCUAAUUAAAAGGUUUCUAGUACAUAGGAAUCAACCUCUCCCUUGGCCUUUUCCUAGACUUUUAUUGAUUUCUAGACUUCAAUUGAUUAAAUGAAAUACAUAAAUACCAGUUUAUGUACAACUCUUUUUUUAUUCAUAAAUAAGUCAGUAUUCUGCAACAAUCAACUUCUUAACAACAACAACAAAAAAAUGCAACAGUGAAAGGUCAGGAAGGUUUUUUAGAACCUUGUAGCUUUUAAGAAAUAGCCUGAAAUUUAUUUUAUACCCUGUGUUCACUUAUCCUUGAACUUUACCAUUUCUGUUCCUUCAAAUAUGAAUAUAUCUGGUUCUGGGAGAACAAGUUGUAUUGCACAAGAUCUCUAAAAACAUGAAUGGAUGGAUCAAAUAAAUCUAAAGGUCUCUACUGGGCAUAAUAUUCUGUGGCUAACAUGAAACAGUUAAUCAUCAUAAUCUCUUUUUAAAGUAUGCUUGAUGAAGCUUUUCAGUUAGGGAGGUAUUUCUUGUUACAAAUUCAGAGACUAUUUUUCAAUUACAGUACUGCAGAAAGAGGAGGAUUUCAGUUUCUAUAAUAACUGUUCUUUACUGACAACUAAACAAUGAAAGGCCUCAAAAGGUUUGACACUUGAUUAGAUCUACACUGUGAAGUGCAGCAGGCAAAAAAAAUGGUAAUUAAGGGCCUGAUCAAGUAAAUCACUGAGGUAUGUCUUUAACCUUAAGCACAUGAGCCAUCAAAUUAAUUAAAAGGGAACAUAGAUACUCAUGUUUGUAACAAAUCCACCUUUGGAUCAAUAUUUCUGUCAAUUGUUAACAUGAGCCUUUUUUAUCAAAUAAAAGAUGUGCUGUAUUGCAACAUCCAUUAACCCGCAGAGUUUAACUUUUUAAACUUGAAAAUAUGUAUAUUGCAACUAUAACUACCUCUUAAUACAUUAUUUUGGCAUUGCUGUUUGUUAGCAUCAGGAGUUUAACAGUAUCUAAAAAUGCCUUAUGAAGGUCUCUGGUACAGAUAAUGCCUUACAAGCUGUGAUUGCUUGCUUUUGUAGCCUAUACCUAACCUACCUGCAAAAGCAGCUUUGUUCUUAAGCUCAUCACAAAAUUAACCAGCAUUCUGUAUCUGAAAACCUUUCCAAAGUAAAUGCAAGUUCUUUUACUUAUUAAUUUUAAUUUUAUUAUUAUUUCUUUCUUAUUAAGUCUUGUCCAGGUUAAAGACAGUUACCAUUUUGCCCGUGUUUGAGUAAAGCAGGGUAGAGUUCCUGGGGGAAUCCCAUGACUAAUUAUUCUCCAUCUGGGAAUGGACUGUUAAUGCCUAUUCUUCAAUCAGUUUUUAGUCCACUAUGGGAGCUGUUAGUCACCUCUCCAGGAACUAAUUUUGGAGCGAGACCGUUUCAAAUACUACACAGAUCCUGUGUUAUCUGUGUGCCCACCAACACCAGUGUUCACCUCUGGCAGGGUGGCAAUGCAGGAUUUCCUGUGGGUUGAGACAGGCUAAGGUUAUGAAGAGAUGUAAAAUGUUCAGAUUGAGAACCGGCUUCCUCAAGUAAGUAAGACAGUACUUAUUUGGAUUGGUCUAUUUAUUGUGUUUGAAAGAUUUCAUUUGGAAAGUAUAUUGUUAUUAUAGACCAGUUCUAAAAUUAACUAAAAUUGCAGAAGCAUACUGAGCUUACUCUUAACCAAAAAAAGAUCAGGAAAAAAUCUGUUAAAAACUGAGUAUCCAGCAGAAAGAUUUCUACAGUUAAUGGACCGUAUUUCAGACAGAAGUGACUGAUACUGGUUUAAAACCUUGCUUCAAAUGAAAGUUGUGUAAAUGGGUUAGACCCAGAAGACUGGUAAGGCAGAGAGAAAAGAGUCAGACUGUGUAGUUGGAGUAUUUCUGGAGCAUGAUAGGGUUUGGCUUUUUUUUUUUUUUUUUCUUCUUGAUUUAACAAGUUGAAAAUCUGCUGAAUAAUUCAUGAAGAGUGGAAGGGCUGAAUCUUCCUGGAAUGAUAUACACUGUACGUACUGUGGCACAGGAGAAACUGCAAAGCUUUGUAUCAGUUGCUGCCGUUUCUGCUGCUGAUUGCAAGGUGCUGCUGCUUUUGCUGUUUUCACAGCUACAGAAACCUCAGUCGUGCUCUGGUCUGCCAACAGCCAUUUGCCUCCCUAUGGACCCACCUUCACCAGCUACAAUCAGUGGACUCUCUUGCUGCCUACCUGCCUUGGACACUGCUGGUUUUUGGAUCCUUACUGCAAACAGCAUUUUCUGGACCUUACAGCUUGCAUGACUGAAACCUGCCUUAGAGUCCUUCAGCUGCACAGCCUGCCGUGUGCUUGGUGAGGACUCCGGCAGCAGAACUUCUGACCCAGACAAGGAUGGGAUUUACAGGGCAAAGUCAAAACUGAGCUGCAUUCAGCGAGAUGCCCAACGCCUCUUCCUGGAGUGCUAGCUCGCCUCUGCUGCUGCUCUGGGAGGACUCCUCCGGGACCCGCAUCUUUCUGUCCUUGCUCUACGCAGUCUUAGCUAUCUCAGGGACUUUAUCCAAUGUGAUGGUCAUCUAUUUAGUCUUCUCCUUCAAGAAGCUGCAGACAACCAGCAAUGCCUUCAUCGUGAACGGCUGCGCGGCAGACCUCAGCGUGUGCGCCCUGUGGAUGCCCCAGGAGGCUGUGCUGGGGCUGCUGCCCCCCAAUUCCUCCUCCCUUCGCUCGGCAGAGUACCGGCUGCUCCGAGGGGGGCUCCUGGGCCUCGGCCUCACCGUCUCCCUGGCCUCGCACCUGCUGGUGGCUUUCAACAGGUACGUGCUCAUCACCAAGCUGCCCAGCGUGUACCAGGCCCUCUACCAGCGGAGACACACGGGCUGCAUGAUCGGGCUCUCCUGGGCCCUCGCCCUGCUCCCGGUCCCGCUGCUGCCCGGGCUCUGGACCCUGGGCUCAGCCCAGUCGGACGGCAGCUCUCGCUACACCGCCCUGCUCCUCGCCCUGGCCGUGCUGGGCCAGACAGCGCUGCUGCUCCACUGCUACCUCGGCAUCGUGCGGCGGGUGCGGGGCAGCGCCAAGCGGGUCAGCGUCCUCAACUUCCACCUGCUGCACCAGCUGCCCUUCCCCGCCGCGCCGCCGCCGCCUCGCCGCGCCCAGCGUCGCCUCAGCAGCGUCUCCGUCCUGCUGCUCUGCUGCGUGUUCCUGCUGGGCACCCAGCCCCUGGUCUGGGUGAGCCUCCUGGGCUUCUUCCUGCGCCCGGCGCCGCCGGCGCUGCAGGCCGCCAGCUGGCUGCUGCUCUGCUCGCUCUCGGCCCUCAACCCGCUGCUUUACACGUGGCGCAGCGAGGAGUUCCGCCGGGCGGCCCGCUCUGUCCUGCCCCGCGGCGAGGGCCCGGCCGCCGCCCCGCGCCCCGCGGCCGCCGCCGCGGGCCCCACCGGUGCCCCGCCCUGCCCGCAGCUGCCGCGGCGCCGGGGCACGGGGAGCGGCGCCAGCGCCGCGGCCGCGCCGCGCUGA